AUGGGCUGCUCUGCCGGGCGGGGCACUCUGGCCCAACGCCUGGAGGGCCUCGAUGGAGAGGCUGCAAAGGCCUUGGUGGCCAAAGAGCUUCAGAAGGGUCUUGCCCUCAACGGCACGGAUGCCCCUCUCCCAGAGGCUGUUCGCCGUCAUGUGAAGGCUGCCGGUUUGGAGGCACUCCUGGCUGCAGGGGCUCCAAUCUGUGAGGAGGUUCUGGUGGCCUUGCUAGCACGGCUGCGAGUGGGCGAAGACCGCGCUGUUGUGAACGUGUUUCUGGACCAUGGGAUGGAUGUGAAUACGCAGGAUCCCAGUCCAGAUGCUGAGACCUUGCUUAUGGCGGUCAUCCGUUCAGGUGAUGUGGCAACUGUGGAGGACCUCCUCAACAGGGGAGCGGAUGUGAUGAAAACAGACUCAAAGGGGAACACUCCCUUACAUGUGGCGGCAGCCAGAGCUGACGAAGCGAUAGUGGAUGCUUUGCUUCAGAGAGGUGCAGUGGUGACGAACAAAAAUGAAGACGGUCACUCAGCAGUGAUGUCAGCGCGUUUGGCCUCGUUAGCCCCGAACCUACGUUUGUCUGGCGCAGGAGGCUGGGCAUCCAAAGAGAUCCUUGCUCACAAGGUCUUUGGAAAACUGGACAAGCGGUACUUGAAUGCUGGUGAGGAGGUUUGGAGAUGUCCUACCUCUGGAGAUUGUUGGACAGCAUCGUCGCCUCCACCCAGCUUUCCAAGGAAUCACCAGGUAGCAGCGCGGCUUUCUUUGGCUGGGGAUGCCUUUUCCUUGGCUGAUGCCGUUGAGGGUGCAUGGUUGUUUGGCGAGGUGCAGCCUUGGGAUGUCACUUUUCCAAAGGGAAGAUCAAUGGAAACAGAAGAAGAGUGGCAGAAGUGA
Molecule: messenger RNA, 882 nt
Organism: Durusdinium trenchii
Lineage: Eukaryota; Dinophyceae; Suessiales; Symbiodiniaceae
Source: the annotation of a GenBank genome assembly